ACUUCCGGCUCUCUGUCAGUCCGGAGCAGGCGAGCGAACGAGCGAGAGGCUGUUGGUCGUCCGGAGCGGAGCAAUGCCUAAAUCAAAGGAACUUGUUUCUUCAAGCUCUUCAGGCAGUGAUUCGGACAGUGAAGUUGAAAAAAAGUUAAAGAGGAAAAAGCAAGUUGUUCCAGAGAAACCUGUGAAGAAGCAAAAGCCUGGUGAGACUUCUAGAGCGCUGGCAUCCUCCAAGCAGAGCAGCAGCAGCAGAGAUGACAACAUGUUCCAGAUUGGAAAGAUGAGAUAUGUCAGUGUUCGGGACUUCAAAGGAAAAAUUCUAAUUGAUAUUAGAGAAUAUUGGAUGGAUUCAGAAGGUGAAAUGAAACCAGGGAGAAAAGGCAUUUCUUUAAACAUGGAGCAGUGGAGCCAGCUGAAGGAACAGAUGUCUGACAUCGAUGACGCCGUGAGAAAGCUGUAAAUCUGAGCCGUAGCAAACCUGGACUGUUGGAGUUGUCUUUUUACAUUGGCUUUUGUUUUCUAAAUGUUGUUUUCCAAGCUGUUGUAUAUUUGGAUUGCAGAACAAUUUGUAAGACAAAUACUUUUUUUUAAUGUGCAUUAUUAAAACGUUCUAAGUGAAGCUAAUUGUCGACUUUAUUAAAGAGGAUUGCUUUGUGCCCCCUACCUAGUGUAAAAUAAAGUCAGAUCAUUACAAUCUUAA
This is a messenger RNA of Mus pahari (shrew mouse), 697 nucleotides long. It is a transcript of the gene Sub1, whose product is annotated as SUB1 regulator of transcription. The record is from RefSeq and is a predicted model, not a curated record. The transcript has 5 exons. Gene Ontology annotation, cellular component: nucleus; transcription regulator complex. Gene Ontology annotation, molecular function: transcription coactivator activity; DNA binding. NCBI's taxonomy places the organism in Eukaryota, Metazoa, Chordata, Mammalia, Rodentia, Muridae. Bases 74 to 457 code for a protein of 127 amino acids. Gene Ontology annotation, biological process: positive regulation of transcription initiation by RNA polymerase II.